CCAAAAACUUCAAUGUAUCAUCAUGUACUCAGAAAUCAGGACUAAAAGAGGUAUUGAAACCAGCAGCUUUCAAAUUAAAUGGAAGUUUGUAGAUACCAUGGACAUCAUUUAUGGUCAGUCAAGGAUGUUAGUUCCAAGAUUCGAGGAAGCUCAAAUCCUGCCAAAUUCUCUUCAACUUCUUGAGGAUUUUACCACCUAGAUGGACUGACCUUGGUUUGAAUCUUGAUUUUUCUUUGAAACAAUAAGGAGAGAGGCUUUUUGAGAGUGGAAAAGAAGAGUCUUUUGCUUCUCCAACUUCUUUUCUCAUCCUUGUUCUGAGUUAGGUUGUGUGCAUCUCAAUCAUUUUCUUCGGCUUCUGUAUUAGCUUCAAUGAGGAAGCCAAAGCCACAACCUGAUCACCAACAACCCCUACAACCUCCUGCAAGAAACCGCGCCAUGCAACACCACACAGAUCACAAUACCAUGUCAGCUGAUCCCCAGGUACGCCAGGCCCUCUACAUAGCCAUGGCACAUGCUAGCAUUGCUCUCACAAUUUUCAUUCUUUAUGCUGUUGGUAAAUUGCUUCAAGAUUAUUUGAGGCCUCUUUUAUGGGCUGUCCUUUGUUCAAUACCUUUGAGAGGAAUUCAGCAAGCACUCGUUACAUUCUGGUCCGAACCUCUAAAACUAGGCCUCACCGAGACCAUAUUAGCCGUCCCCGUGGCUGUAUUCCGAGUUUCCAUUGGAACCCUUGUUGAAAUUAAGGAUAUGACACUCAGGGUUGUUCAUAGGAGGCAGAAACACAACGCUUUAAGGCGUCAUAGAAGCGGUUUUUUUAUAUUGUUGAGGUGGCUCGUGUCGUUUUGGGUGUUUGUGAUAACGUAUGAGCAAAUUGGUGGUGUUGGAUCAGUAGCGCUUCUCGCGUUGGGAUUUAUGCUCACAGCUAACAGUGUGGACUCUACUAUCAAUGCAGUGACAUCUCUUAGGAGUCAGAGUUUUCGAAGUCUCCCUAUCACUGCUUUCUUUACAAGAGGGAUACUAAAAAGAUUGAAGACCAUUGUGGCUAUUGGAUUGAUUGUCGGAUUGAUUCUAGGAUCCUUGGCAGGUAUGAUUUUCUUCUCUUAUAAAAUUGGAGUGGAGGGGAAAGAUGCAGUUUUUGCGUUGAAAUCCCAUGUAGAGGAGAGUAAUUAUGCAGAGAAAAUAGGGAUCAGGAAAUGGAUGGAUGAACACGAUGUCCCAGAGAUGGUGGAUAAGUACAGUACUCAGUUGUGUCAGACUGUAUUUGACCAGAUAGAUAGUUAUGCUAUGCAAUAUAAUAUGACUGAGUUUGUUUCCGGUAUCAAACAAUUUGUAAUAACCCCGGCGAAUAACUCUUCUGAGCGGUCCACAGCUUUGGCCUCCCGCUCCCCAUAUACUAAAAAGAUGUUGAGCCUAAAAAGGAGGAUUAAGGAUCUUGAAUGGGGACAAAUAUACACGGAAGUGGAGGCAAUUUUUAGGGAAUUGCUGGUUACCAGAGUGGACUUGGUUGAGAAGGCAAAAGGAUUUGCUCAACGUGUACUUGUUAGCAGCAAAUCCGUUUUAGGUGGCAGUGUGAAGGUCCUGUUCUUGAUUGGGCAUUCCAUCGUUUCAGGAGCUGCAGGGCUUUUCAAUUUUGUAUCUCAGUUAAUUUUAUUCUUUUGGGUACUCUAUUAUCUUAUCACCACGGAAUCUGGUGGAGUAACAGAACAGGUGAUAUGUAUGCUUCCCAUUUCGCAUUCUGCAAGGACUCGUUUUAUUGAGGUUCUUGAUAAAGCUAUUUCUGGGGUUCUUUUAGCAACUGCUGAGAUUGCGUUUUUUCAAGGAUGUCUGACUUGGCUCUUGUUCAGAUUAUCUUCGAUACAUUUUUUGUACAUGUCAACUGUCCUUGCGUUUGUUAGUCCUUUGUUUCCUAUUUUCCCCUCAUUAGUUUCAACUAUCCCAGCAGCUUUACAGUUGGUUCUUGAAGGUCGAUAUAUGUUGGCCAUUAGCUUAUCCAUUAUUCAUCUUGUGCUUAUGGAUUUUGGUACAUCUGAAAUCGUAGAGGAUUUCCCUGGCUAUAGUGCAUAUCUCACCGGUCUCAGCAUUAUUGGUGGAAUGACAUUGUUUCCUUCAGCAGUUGAGGGAGCGAUAAUGGGGCCACUAAUAACUACGGUUCUGAUUGCAAUUAAAGAUUUGUAUGUGGAGUUUGUUUUGGAAGGACAAGAGCAAUAAGUAUAGUAAAUCUUUGUUUCUUUCUAAUGCCCGGUGAAAUCCUCAGAAGCCAUAAGGAGAAGUGCUGCAACUUCAUUUGAUAGGUGAAGCGGUGUGUGCACUGAACGUCUUCUCGUUUGAAGUUUUGUUAUGUAUCCUGCAUGUGAUAAGACUUUCAUCAUAUCAAUGUUUUUCCCAAAUUGGCUCGAGGUUUAAUUCUUUCUCCAAAAAUCUGUUAAUUUGUGUACACAAAUUGCUAGUUCCGUAGCUAUUGGGUAGUUAGUAAAGUAGGUUAUACACUUGUGUGUUAUUUUUUACUAAACAUUAGAUUGAUUUCAUGAGAAGAGGGUUCAUUUAACGAUCUUCAACGUUUCUGAUGCCUGUAUAACUGGUGUAAACAUCACCCUUUACUCGUACAUUUGUCAAGUCUUGUUACAUAUGGCAUGCAUCUGCUCAACUUCUUGCUGGAAAAUUGCCUACCAAUUGGCAUUGAGGCAUAUUCAGCUAUUUUCCAUCAAAUGGUUACAAGUGGUUAGCGUCACGAACAUUCUCUGUUAUUAUGGGAUUCAACAAAGAAGAACGCGUUAGUAAAAAUACAAACGGGACUAUGGUUUAGCCUUUACGAGUAACCACUGGUCCAACUCAAUGCUAAAAAUUAGUAAGCUGGAAUCUGCAGAAAAAAGUAAUGGCACUUGUGGAUUCUAGACAACACCUAUGUCCAAGUUUGUUUAUGAGAUAAUUACAGUCCAAUGCUAAUUAAAUUUACAAAAUAGUUUUGUAUAUUUAA
Lycium ferocissimum is the source of this 2971-nucleotide messenger RNA. RefSeq lists its product as uncharacterized. The record is from RefSeq and is a predicted model, not a curated record. NCBI's taxonomy places the organism in Eukaryota, Viridiplantae, Streptophyta, Magnoliopsida, Solanales, Solanaceae. The transcript has 3 exons. The coding region runs from base 370 to 2205 and encodes 611 amino acids.